CUCAGUGCCUACUCAGGGGAGAAAGCGUUGCGUGACAACACUUAAAGCGGCUGUGGGGGAGACUAAUUGUUGCCAGCUCGUAAAGAUCUGCAAAAGCAUACGCCAUGUUYUUAGAACUUACCUUGCUAACUUUGUUAGCAUUUCUAAUCUAUCAUUUAUUUUUUGAGUUCAACGAUUCGAAACUUCCGCCAGGCCCACGACCAUGGCCUUUGGUUGGAAAUGCCUUCCUCAUGAAUUCACGAAUGCAUUUAUGUUUCACUGAUCUCGAAAGUAAAUUUGGAAACGUUUUCCAUGUGUACAUGGGCCACAAGCUGAUGGUUGUACUAAGUGGCAAAGCAAUUAAAAAUGCACUCGUUCAACGACCAAAAGAGUUCGCAGAUCGUCCGUCUAGGAGUUUAUUUAGGUUCAAACAGCACCGAAGCCCUGCAUUGUUCCUGAUGGAUUACGGCGAAGCAUGGAGACUCUUUCGAAAACUUGGCCAUUCCGCUAUUAAAGUCUACGGUGAGAACCGCUUGGAAAAAGUCAUUCAUGAAGAAGUAGAAGAGCUCUGUAAAAGGCUUGRAGAUUUUGAGGGGAAAGCGAUGGAUAUCAGUAAAGAAUUAGGCAUAUCUGUUACAAAUGUCAUUUGUAAUCAGUUAUUCGGUACCCGAUAUGACGUCAACGACCAAGAACUAAUCCAAGUGCAUAAAUGUCACGAUCUAAUCACUCGAUCCCCAAUCCAGAACUCAUUACUGGAUUUUUUCCCGAUUUUGGGAUYGUUUUUCCCGACAAGCGAAAGAGAAAAACAAGUUGAAGAGAGUGCAGUAUGUAGAGAUAACCUUCUUGAAAAAAAGUAUUUGGACCACUUAGAGACUUUUGAUCCAGAUAACAUUCGCGACUACACCGACGCCUUGUUGAAAGCCAAGACACAAGCGGAAGAAGAAGACAAGUCGAGCAAAGAACACUUAACAAAAGAGGCAAUAAUAAUGGCUGGGUUGGCAACUUUAUUUCUGGCGGGCUCUGAGACAACAUCGACGACAUUGUCAUGGGCUGUAGUUUAUCUUCUAUAUAACCCCAAAGUACAAGAGAGACUCGAAAAAGAGAUUGAUGAGGUCUUAGGUGGUGAUGAAGUCCCUACACUGAAGAACAAGAAAGAUUUACCGCUUCUCGAGGCAUUUAUAGCCGAAACGCUUAGAAUGUCUUCGCUGUUGCCUCUGUCACUCCCGCACAAGACGUUAGUGGACACUUCCUUCAUGGGGUAUCAUCUUCCGAAGGGGACCAUCGUUGUACCCAACUUGUGGUCACUGCACCAUGACUCGACCUUCUGGAAAGACCCAUUUGAGUUCAGCUUGGAGCGAUUUCUUAACGAUGAGGGUAAAUUUGUAAAUCCACCCGGUGGAACGCUGUUGCCGUUUGGUGCCGGACCCCGGACAUGCAUGGGAGAGGUACUGGCAAGGUCAGAGCUGUUUCUGUUUCUCUCGCGUCUUCUGCAGAAAUUCAAGUUUGAAAAUCCUCCUGGCGCCGGUCUUCCCUCUCUGGAAGGAGACAGAGGUGUGGUGAUGCAUCCUAAACCCUUCAAAGUUUGUGUAAAGAUACGGGAAUAGACGGAGACAAAUAAUGACUUGCAGCACUUGGUCAAUAUGUUGCCGUGCGCCGUGUGUUUGACUUCACAGCACUUGGUAUACGAUUUAGUAUAAACAUGCAGUCGUUCCGUAGUUCAGAUUCGGUAAUUUUGUAUAUUUUUCCUGCAGAAAGGGUUUUUCCCUUGCCACAAGGGUAAUUUUCCCUAAGUUUUUCUCCCCCUGUAAGGAUCAACGAACACGAGCUUGCAUGAGUAUGCUGCGCCCAUAGCCGCGCGAUAUUGCGUGUACGUAGCUGUAGUGUGUGUUGAUGAAAGUGGGCCAAAUUAAUUGGAAACCAGUUCAUAAUGAAUUUGUUACCCCACUAUAAAAAAAGUAUAAUUUUUAAAGAUUUUUAAAAUCA
Molecule: messenger RNA, 1962 nt
Organism: Actinia tenebrosa (Australian red waratah sea anemone)
Lineage: Eukaryota; Metazoa; Cnidaria; Anthozoa; Actiniaria; Actiniidae
Product: steroid 17-alpha-hydroxylase/17,20 lyase
Biological process (GO): progesterone metabolic process; hormone biosynthetic process
Molecular function (GO): steroid 17-alpha-monooxygenase activity; heme binding; iron ion binding
Source: RefSeq, a predicted model, not a curated record